ACUUAUACACACAAACCUAACCCUUAUACACACAAACCUAACCCUUAUACACACAAACCUAACCCUUAUACACACAAACCUAACCCUUAUAUACACAAACCUAACCCUUAUAUACACAAACCUAACCCUUAUACACACAAACCUUACCCCUAUAUACACAAACCUACC
This is a messenger RNA of Lottia gigantea (owl limpet), 168 nucleotides long. RefSeq lists its product as hypothetical. Lineage: Eukaryota; Metazoa; Mollusca; Gastropoda; Lottiidae. The record is from RefSeq and is a predicted model, not a curated record. The annotation marks the transcript as partial. The transcript has a single exon.